Messenger RNA from Blastomyces gilchristii SLH14081, 1082 nucleotides. RefSeq lists its product as uncharacterized. Gene Ontology annotation, biological process: conjugation with cellular fusion. The record is from RefSeq and is a predicted model, not a curated record. The transcript is spliced from 3 exons. NCBI's taxonomy places the organism in Eukaryota, Fungi, Ascomycota, Eurotiomycetes, Onygenales, Ajellomycetaceae. Gene Ontology annotation, cellular component: mating projection tip; membrane. Bases 150 to 764 code for a protein of 204 amino acids.
UACUUAUUCCUAUUCUAUUUCUAUCGGUUCUCGUUGCCGGCUGCUCGAACUCUACUCUCGCAAACGUUUAUUUGAUAUCGCUAUCAUACGCGGCGAAUAUCACCUCUUCGCCUCUACAAAAUGACCAUCCAGCGAAGCUUAAUCCAGAUAUGCCAGGGGUAUUCGCAAAUUUGACCACUGGAGUGCGAAACAAUGCAACUUCUUUUGAAAUAAGGACAGGAUAUCUGGGCCAUUGCAUGAAACAAAACUCAGGCCUCUGGAUCUGUGCUCGAGACAUAGAACCUCUUGCAAAUGUCAUCAGGGACCAAAAAGCAUCGAACAUUGACCCGUUGAAUCUGGUUUACAUGUCCAAGACGUUCAAAGAUCAGGUGAUAUUCAGUGGAUUAAUCUUUGCAUCCAUUCCAUGUCUAUUCAUCUGUUUUCUGCUUCUCUCCAGUUUCCCAAACUGGCACGCGGAUGUCAAUUCAGAGGAGAGCGAUGUUGAGAUUAAGCCAUUUCCCUCAAGGGUGGUGUCUCGUGUUGCGACUGGAUUUGUGGCACUCGCUUCGCUGUUAACCUUUGUAUCCGUAUUUUGGCAACAUAUAUCGAGUUCGGCGAGCGUUACGAUGCAUGAGGAGCUCUAUUAUGGGGUCGUCAAUUCGAGCACCGGAGUUGUUGCUAUGGUAUUUGGAUGGGGAGGGGUUCUUACUUCGUUUCUUGUUGUGAUUGGGUUGAUUCUCAUGAUUUUGAGUAUAUCGAUUUUACAAAAACUUAGCGAUGACUGAUUUGAUUUUAUCGCUCAUUUAUGCUGCUUCUUUUCGCUCCUACAAACUUGGAAUUAUACAGGCCUUUUAGGAAAGUGUGUUGGAGCUAAGGGAGGCCAUCUACUUUGGGAAAUGUUAGGCCAUGUUGAGUCUAUAAGAAUGUGAUCGGAAGUUACGCAUGGAAUUCUCCUGCUCUAUUCACUUUGAUCUGGAUUGUUCUAGCACUAAUAUUAAGAAUAAUCGGAAUUGGAAUCGCUCACGAAUGAUGUGAUGGAGAAUAAGGUUCGGUAUAUCCAGCGAACUGCAAGACCCAGUAUAGUCAAUAUAACAAGAAAUGUC